AUCGAUACAGAAAUUUGUUUUACCGGCAGAGAUAGAGUUUUUUUAGCGAGCGAGCGAGGAACGAGUACAAACUGCAGACUGCAGAGGUGAUACUUCGCGCAGGCGAGUCGUCGAAGAUUGGUCGAAGACGUCGCUGUGAUGUGACGUUUCGGCCGUUUCUUCGGUUUCCUCCUUCGUUCCGAGCUCCAGAGCAGGUGUGUCUGUGGUGGUGCGGUGGCUGAACCGUCGUGUGUGCGCCAGAUCCAUCGAUUUAACGGGAACACAAAAUAAGAUGCUACGUCGUCUCUCCGUACGUCACGCGUCCGGCCGUGUCGACAAACCGAUGACACUGAGCGCGAUCGCGAGUAAGAUCGUCGGACGUUAAGACGUUAUGGGAAGAUGUUGAAGCAGCUCGAUUACCUCGACCACUGGGAGCAUGGGUUCGCAAACGUUGGAGAUCCUGAGGCAGGGCGUCUGGGCGAGCCUAACAGGCGGCUGGUUUUACGAUCCACAUCUCGACAUUUUCUCCAACACGUUCCAUCUCUACAUCUGGCUGUUCCUGCUUUGCCUGCCAUUCACGAUCUAUCUGUAUUUCCCUCCUACGUUAUACGUUUGGCUGGCAUACUGUUCAUCAUUCGUCGCUGUUUUUGGAACGAUAAAGUGUGUGAAUCAUGCUCUGCACUGUGUAUAUGAUACCACGGAAUGUCUAGAAGAACCCAAUCAAACUAUCAGUCAGCAGAAGUCAGAGGGCGAGAAGAAAUGGGGGAGCCAUAACAAAUCUAGGGAACAGUCACAAGAUCAAACCAGCCAUGGCAUAGAGCUACAAGUUUUAAAUGGUAAAACGGACACACCACCUGUAGAAUGUUCAUCACGCAACUCAUUUAUUGAACCAAAUAUACAGAAUUCCGAUGCAGAUAGUAUAACGUCUGAAUAUACUCGGGAUAAAGCUAGUUCGACCAUAGAUUUAAAGGUAGAAAUACAUAGGAAAAACAGUUCGGAAAGCUCGGAAGAAGCCCAGCAGCUCAGUAAACCAAUGAUAACCAGCAUCAACGUGCACGAAGCUGAAUUAGUUUCUGCACAAUAUCACGAACCACGUUCUAAGAAUAUCAUAAAUGAAUGGAAACUGAAGAGGCAAAAGUGUGUGGUAAUAGCGGAGGAAGAUCGACCGCGUAAAUUAUGCCGGCAUUCGUCUGAGGAGUCCAGAAAUCGACAUUCGAAGCAAAGCAACCUCGGUAAAACGGGAUCCGAAAGCCAGAUAAAGCAAACCAGUUCGUUGGAAUUGACAAAUCAUCGUCAUAUUGGCGACGAUUAUCCAUACUGGAUGUUAAAUCGGAGCGUUCGCAGACUUAACUCCAAUUCCAUACCGAAAGCACGUUUGACAAAUGAUCAUCCACAGAGUUUAGAAAUCAUAUCAAAAAAGGGAGAUGCAGACAACAAUAAGAUCUCGUCUCAUCCACAAUCGUUAGAGGUUAUUCCCAAGAAACCGCACCAGCAAUUAGUACAUCCGCAAAGUCUUGAAACAAUUGGCGCUACCAGUAAAAAUAUAAGUAACACCGACGACAAUAACCUGCCACUUCAUCCCCAGAGUCUUGAAACAAUUAAUACCAAAAAGGUCUUACCACAAAACACACUGAAGAGAAACCAGCUACAGCUACAGCUCUUACCGUAUCUUAGUUUCGGAUCCGAGAUAGUUUAUCCGAUAGCGGAACAGAGUGACGAACAAUUUGCUAAUGAAAGUUCAGAAGAAUUCAGCCUUUGCGAUUCCUACAGUCCAUUACUAACGCGAAAAAACAUAAAUGAUGCAAGCGCUACGUCUACUCGAGACAGAAGUCUUAGCACUGGCAGGUUUGAAGAUAGAUUCUCAAGGUUUAACGACGACAACGGAAUAGAUAAUAACUCUGCAAAUUCUCGAGAUGCUUUAUUAGAAGAGUCUAAAUCUAGAGGAGUGAAAAGGAAAUACAGCAACGCCAAUCAGAGCAAUCAUGAGUUUUCGGACGGUGAAAAAAGUAAAGAAAAACAGCGAGAUAAAUCGAAAAACACGGAAGAUCCGCUCAACUCAGGGAGCAUAAUCGGAAUAGAUUGGUUAUUCGAGAGCGGAGAUUGUUCGGGGGAGCCGUGGACAAGUAAGAUAUUUUGGACUUUCACUCGCUCUGAUGAUACGGAUACGUCAGAAAGCCUACAGACGGCUAGUACAGAUUAUCUUCAUUCUAAAGAGCCCGAUUCGGGAUCGUCCAGUACAACGACCCUCAGCAUCGAGAACGAGGUAAAGCGGAAUUUGCUGCCGCAACUGGAGGUGGACAACACUACUAAGCGUCACCAGGGAGCGAUUCCCAAACAGAGCCGUCCAAAACCCACCGCGUCGGACGCCGCGGACGACAGUAUCGUGCCAAGCGAAGAGCAGCCACGGGGGAAUCUUAAACGUUACAUCCAAGUGCGACGACAAAGAACCAGAAGGCGAGAUACCAAACUGGAACAAACAAGCGGUUCGAACAAUGAAUUGAGCACGUUGCUGCCGAGCCCGGCGUCUCCAUUACUGGCCGCAUUACUGAACAAUUCCGGUCGGGAUCUGCCUGGUCAGUCAAACACCACGUCGUCCGAUUUACGGCUUAGUCGCAAUUCCGAGAAGCGAACGGCUUUUCGGGCCAGGUAUGGACGACUAAAACGGCAACCCAAUAUAGUUCACCGUGCUAGGUCGCGCAACAUUACCAGUCGCGAUGAUAACGUUGUGCCGUUAACCGCACUGUUCGGUCUGAUCUCGAGUGGUGAAUGUCAUCUAGCCACUAAUCAAAACGAUACUUCGGAAGGAGCGGUGCACUACUUUCGCGACGACAACGGUCAUUGGUUGGCUUACACUUUCGACGAGAAAGGUAUAGACGUGACCGCCGCUGCGGCGGCGGCGACAGCGACGCAAAUACCAACCAAUCCACACAACGAAAAACUGUUAAAUACCUUACUACGUCAACAACUCAACCAGAAUAUACAUUACGAUGCGACUUGGGAACUCGCAGAGUCCCUAAGUAACAGUUAUAGCAGUCUGUCACUCAAUUCUGCAGGUCUGACGGUGAUAAUCGACACGCCACCGGUGCUGUCGAGUCCAGCGAGCAACCAGACCAAGACACAGAGUUCACCACCGUCGAAUUUGAUCUCCUCGAAUACGGGCAGCUCGAAUCAGUGCACACUCGGCGAGAAUUCGGAGCGCGAACAGUUCCAUCACACCCUAAUCACGCAUUCGGAUUCGAUGGCCGACAGGAAUCGUAGACUGCAAAAUCUACUGGGUAAUCUGAAUCUAAAUCAAUAUCAUUCAGAUUUCGGCCGCAUGCCAGUACUGACAUUACCCACGCAGGAACCCGACAUAAACACCAGUCUGUCGUGGAAUCGUUUUGUCGAUGGUUUGGAUGGCUCCGAUUCCAAGCCCACACGAACCACCUUGCUGGCUUUGCUCGAUCGUAAUUUGAUUGUGUUUGAGACCAUCGUUUCCACGUUUCUGGCAGGUGCGGUCGCGGGACUGGGUCUUCUGCUGCUGCAACAGGGCUUCUAUCGGGACAUCUUCGCGUUCAUAUUCUGCUUCGUGACAGCCGGCUGCCAGUAUUCACUGCUCAAGUCAGUUCAACCCGACGCCGCAUCGCCCACACACGGCUUCAAUCGCAUCAUAGUAUUCUCCAGGCCCGCGUACUAUAUUCUAUGCUCGAGUCUCAUUCUGAUUUUCAACGAGGUGCUUAGGAACUUUAAAUCGUCCGAUUUUCGGGUAUAUGGAUUGUGCGUCGCCGAUUACGAUCUCAUACUGCAAAUGCGAAACAUUCUUCUAAUAUUUCUGCUCUGCUUUCCAAUCAUAUUUUCGUUAGGACUCUUCCCGCAGAUCAAUACGUUCCUUAUGUACGUUUGUGAACACCUGGACAUUCAUCUGUUUGGCGGCAACGCGACCACUAGUCUGGUGUCAUCGGUGUACUGUCUGUGUCGCAGCGUCAUCGCAAUUCUUAUUCUCUACGGAUUUGCCUACGGCGCCCUUCUCGAACCCAAAUCCUCGCAGCACAUCCUAUUUUCUAUAUUCAUCGGUCUACUCGUCGCGAUAUCCUAUCAUCUAAGUCGAUCGUCUUCGGAUCCCACUGUGAUUUGGGACAUCCUCAAGACGAAUCUGUGGCCCUUAGAGAUAGGAGAUAGAUACACGGAGGAGAAGGAGGCCAAAAUCAUCGAAAACACGUCGUCGUCACAGACACCUGCAGGUGUGAGUUUCAAAGUGGCUAAGAGCAAAUCGACUGGCAAGAAGAAAGCCGUGAAGAUCAAGGUGAGCGAGCAAAUGUCAGACACUGAGCUGGUGGACCCUUUGCCGGAGAAGUUACGCUCGACUGUGAAUUCUAGAUUGAAGAACGACCUGAUUGUGUGCACGGUGAUCGGCACUCUAUCUUUCGGAAUUCAUCGUACGACGGUGUUCACCGCUCUGCAACCGGAACUCAACCCGGUGUUGUGGAGUAUCGUGAGCUGCCUUGGCUUUCUUCUGCAUUACAUCGUGCCGCAACUACGUAAGCAGCUACCGUGGCUGUGCCUUUCAAGACCAGUGUUACGUAGCCAUGAGCACGCACAAUUCGAAGUACGCGAACCGGUGAGGAUCAUGUGGUUCGAGAAGGCUUAUGUAUGCCUGUGCUUUCUCGAGCGGAACGUGCUCUAUCCAGUCGUCUUUCUAGGCGCACUCACGGAAUGUUCGUCGAAGAUUGCCGACAAGUUUGGCGAGAGUGUAGGUGCGCUCAUCAUUGUUGUAUGCGGCCUCAAGUCUCUCAGGUCGGCGUACUCUGACCCAUCCACCCGUUACCUCGUCCUCAUCUUCGCCGUGCUCUUCUUCCAACUCGACUUCAGAAACUUAAGCGAAACCUUCCUGAUGGAUUACUUCGUCACGGGGAUCGCGUUCGCUAAGAUCUACGAGCUGCUACUCAAGAUCCGCUUUGUCGUUACGUACAUCGCGCCCUGGCAGAUCACCUGGGGCAGCGCGUUCCAUGCGUUCGCCCAGCCCUUCUCCGUGCCGCAUUCGGCGAUGCUCUUCCUCCAGGCCGGGAUCUCGGCUAUGCUCAGCACGCCCCUGAAUCCCUUACUCGGCAGCGCGAUCUUCAUCUCAUCCUACGUGCGACCCGUCAAGUUUUGGGAAAGAGACUACAAGACUAGAAGAGUGGACCAUUCAAACACGCGUAUGUCCUCGCAUCUGGAACGCAAUCUGGGUGCCGACGACAACAAUCUGAAUUCAAUAUUUUAUGAGCAACUCACGCGCUCUCUUCAACACAGCCUGUGCGGCGAUCUCGCUCUCGGCCGAUGGGGAAACGUGGAGCAAGGCGAUUGUUUCCUGCUCGCGUCGGAUUACUUGAACUGCUUGGUACACAUAGUCCAAUUAGGUAACGGACUGGUGACGUUUCAAUUGAGAGGUCUUGAAUUCCGAGGAACAUAUUGCCAGCAAAGAGAGGUGGAAGCAAUCUCAGAAGGUAUCGAGAAUAAUGACAAUUGCUGCUGCUGCGAAAUGGGCCAUAUAUCGAAUGUACUUAGCGUGAACGCAGCCUUUAGCCAACGUUGGCUCGCUUGGGAAGUUGCCAGCGCCAAAUAUGUUCUAGAAGGUUACUCGAUCUCCGAUAACUCGGCAGGUUCUAUGCUACAGGUGUUCGAGUUUCGCAAAGUACUGGUUACUUACUAUGUCAAAAGUAUCAUCUUUUACGCCGUGAAAUCGCCCAAAUUGAAGCAGUGGUUAGAAAAUCCGGACAUCAUUCACGCGCUGAAACCUACGCUCGACAAGAACUUCGUCGACCUCGAUCCCGUCUUCAAUGUAAAAAUCGACGAGGAUUUUGAUUUCCGAGCGAGCGGCAUCACGCGGAGCAACUUCUGCAAUGUUUACCUCGACUGGAUACAAUAUUGCGCUGGUAAACAAGAUAAGUCGUUGGAUAGAACACGCGAUUCGUAUCUCGUGUCUCUGUGCCUCUCAUUAAGUCUAUUGGGAAGACGCGUGUUAGGUGCUGCGUCUCAUAACACAUUAUCAAACGUUGAAUUUUUUCUCUAUGGAUUGCACGCGUUAUUUAAAGGAGAUUUCCGGAUAACAUCAUUUCGCGAUGAAUGGGUGCUGCUUGAUGUCGAUCUCCUGCGCAGUGUAGUCGCGAAGGGAAUAAGAAUGGCCUUAAAACUACACCAGGACCACUUUAUGAGUCCAGAACAGUACGUCGAAUCAGUGGCGCUCUACGAAGCCAUCGACAAUCAUGAUCAGAAUCUCGUUAUCAGUCACGAGGCGGAUCCACUUUGGAGAAAUGCUGUAUUAAGUGGAGCACCCAGUCUGCUAGCACUCAGACAUGUGCUUGAUGACGGCAUAGACGAGUACAAAGUGAUAAUGCUCAACAAGCGUUAUUUGAGCUUCCGAGUGAUCAAAAUGAACCGCGAAUGCGUCCGUGGACUUUGGGCCGGCCAGCAACAGGAGCUGGUGUAUCUGAGGAACAGAAAUCCGGAGCGCGGCUCGAUACAGAACGCUAAACAAGCUCUGAGAAAUAUAAUCAACAGUUCUUGUGACCAACCGAUCGGGUAUCCGAUUUACGUUUCUCCUUUGACGACCAGCUAUGCUGAGACUAACGAACAUUUAUGCUCGAUAAUCGGAGGACCAUUGACUUUCGGUACUAUAAAAAGUACUGUGUUGAAACUAUGGAGAAGAAUAAGAAGAAGAUGUGGUCAAGGUUGUUCCUCGGGCGGUACUGGUUCCCAAGAUGAUGGAGGCUUCGGAAAUGAUGGAGUGUACGCGAUGACUACAUACAACAUACAUUCUGGCUAUGCUCAAUCGGGUCACAACACUUCUGGUUCUCAAUCAAUGGAGUCUGGCUGUCAAAUCGGCGGUUCGACUGGUCGGGGUUCCCUCGGUCGUGCAAAUACGGGUUCUCUCGGUGGUAACAGAGGCUCGCUAGCUUCCGUCGGGAAGCCAACCAGCUCGACACUCGCCAGUUUGGCCGGACUUCUCAGUAAUAAUGAUAUUAAAAUGGAGACGAAGAGCGAGACGAGUUUCUCCAGCAAGCUAGAAAAAGAAGAAGUUUUUCAAAGAGUUCGUAUUAUGGACCCUAAUCAAGUAUACGAUGCCAUCAAUUUGGGUCGACGUAUAGAUGUGAUUUGGCCGGACGAAAGGAUGCGACAGCAAGGUGGUCGUUCUGGCUGGCAACAUUGGGUACCAGAGAGAGGCAUGGAGGGUUGCGUAGUUCAUCGUUGGUCGCCGAAUCAUCGCGACCCCAAUCGGCGAUCGCACGUCGACAAAGUCAUCCUACUCGUGAAGAUCGAGGACAAGUAUGUGCCGAUAGCCGAGCAAGGCGUACGCGAUCUAGGAGCGGAGGUUUAGCAUAACAUCUCCGGAACGCGUCAACGUACAGUCAUCGUUUUUGUACACUUGUUCUAUCGACCUGCAGACUUGCGGACGUAUCCCAUAAGUAUCAACUGCUGGCCACCAACGGUCCGACUCGAAGGUCUCGCCUGGUAUCAACAAGACGCGAAAGCGUGGAAAUUAAUUUCUAACGCGAACAAAUGUAUCAUACUGACAAUGUCGAACGCUAGUUACCUACUUCCACGAAGUCAAUACUCGCCAUUAGAUCGUAAAUUGAAGGACUCGGAUCAACGACAUGCUCAAUCACAUGAGAUCCUUAACUUAUUUCGAUUGACAAGUUUCACUGUGGUUACAUUCGCAACGUUCAGCAUCUCGUUUCUCUUUUUUUCUUUUCAGGGUAUCGAAGAAUUUGCGAUAAUUUUCACUUGUUUCACUAUAGGAUCCGUGAAACUUCCUCCGUGUCUUUCUUCUAGCAUGUCGCCACAAACCCCUUCAAUUUGGUCUCAUUUUUAUUGAUAUUGUACUUAGAAGUUUUGCAGAUACGAUUCGAUAAUAUUCCUCGUCAGAUUCAAUGUCCUGUUCUUUUCAUCUUGAUCGUCAUUGAAUCGCUAAAGUUUCAGACAUUUCGAUGCAAAACUCAAAUACUAUGUUGCAAGAAUUGUAGAGACUGUACAGAGAGAGGAGACAGAGAGAUAUAUAAAAAUAUUUUGUCACCUUGUAAGUACCAUGGAUACAUAUAUUGUUAUUUCUCACGAAUUGCAUGAGAAGAUAAAAUGCCAAUCGCCAAGUUAUUCAAUGCAAUCCGAAUUGUAUCAUGUUGUACCAUAUAUACUGUAUAUUAAAAUAUGAUAUAUUAGUUCAUUUAUGGGACAGAGCAGAUGUUACUUGUUGCCCAAUAUAUCUAGAUUAUUUACUAUCGGUUAAUAGAGAAAAGGUAGCGUCCGGGCGCAUUUCUCUUCCACUAAUCUGAUGUAAAUGCGAUAUAUAUUUUUUGGUGGUGAAAGAAAGGAUAAAAGAAAAGACGAAUUACAAAAUAGAAGUAUAUUAUUUAUGGAUAUGUAAUAAUGUAUCAUAUAGACGAAAGGGAACCUCUUUAAAUGUAUUAUUGUUGCAUAGCAGAUACAACAAGUGGCAUCAAUAGGAUUAAUUGUAUAUAAAAGUGUCAUUCGUGUUUUUCUACAUUUUGUUACGAUUCUCUUUUUUAACAAGUAAGAGCAUUGUAGAUAUAUAAAUUGUAUAUACGUCGUUAUACGUCGUUCAACGCCGCAUUGUCGCAGACUUCAAAGCGUCCAGGAUCUAUUCUACUUGAGUAUAUAAUUUUGUGGGGUCACGAAGUCACUCUAGUAGGACUUAUCGGCCUGAACUGAAAUAGCAGUGUCAUCUCGUUCAUUUCCACGCCCGUGCCCAUGUACAAAAACUCUCGAACUUGUGCUUGGCAUUACUUAAGUACUCGCAGGAUUGUUAGUCGACGGUGCAUUUACGUCCGAUAUCUUAUGGAUAUCUUCUUAGAUAUUAUAUAUUGAGGAUAUCGUAUAUUGAGUGCACUGAUGUAAUGCCCUAUCGGGCAACAAAGUGUAUGUAACGUUAUCCUUAAGAGAAAGUUACGAAUCGUUUCCUUUUUUUUUCUUUUAAUUUUGUAUAUAAUCUCUGUAAAUCAAUUUCUGCUUCAAUUGUUUCCUUACAAAUGUUAUAUACGAGUUAGAGACGUAGAUACUGGUUAUUUAAAUGAUAAACGCAGGGUUGCUUGCAAAAAAUAUGCGUAAAUCUGAAACACUUAACUCGUUCGUUCGUUACCGUGUAGAAAAAAAAUAUAUAUGUAUAUGUAUAUGCGUAAGAUAUAUAAAUAUCCAUAUAUAUUUAGUAAAUAGAAAAGAGUAAUAGUUUUUUGCAAGUGACCACAGAAUCACAGCAUUGCCUUAUCAUGGUGUCUUAAAAAGCACCUGACUGAUAAUGAAAAAGAUUAUAGCUAGUCUUUUAAUUGUUGGUAACACAUUUAUGUAUCGCUUGCUGCCGAAAGACGCAAGGGAGUGGGAAGGGAGGAAAGGGUGCUCUUUCACCAGAGAGUUAUGUGAAGUAAUCUAUUAUAAUCUCUGGCCUACUAUAUCUUUAAUGGACAGUACUUUCGUACAAUGAUUGUACACAAUGAUCAAUAAUAAACGAGAAAUUGAAAUCUGAUUAGAUAAUGAUUUAUCUCGGCUGCACUGCCACGAAGAUACACACGUGAUUUACGUAGCUGUUAAAGUAACUGUCCUCUAGCCUCGAAUAACUUACCGAAAUUAAUAUAUACAUUUUGUACAAUUUAAGAUAUUAG
This is a messenger RNA of Mycetomoellerius zeteki, 9605 nucleotides long. It is a transcript of the gene pcx, whose product is annotated as pecanex. Gene Ontology annotation, cellular component: membrane; endoplasmic reticulum. The record is from RefSeq and is a predicted model, not a curated record. Bases 416 to 7312 code for a protein of 2298 amino acids. The transcript is spliced from 15 exons. Gene Ontology annotation, biological process: endoplasmic reticulum organization. NCBI's taxonomy places the organism in Eukaryota, Metazoa, Arthropoda, Insecta, Hymenoptera, Formicidae.